AUGUUCGCGCUUGAUGUGCCCUAUUCUUCCAUCGAUGCUGAGAUCUUCUUCAAUAAAGUCCUCUUCAAAAAGAUAAAAGCCAUGCUCAAAGUGGAAAAGAAUGAAUACGGUAAGACGAUUUCUGGUUCUCCCUUAGUCGCGUACCAUAUAACUCGCAAGAAAUUGCGAGGAGACUCGAUCCAGGUGACUCCUUUGCCUUCUGAAACGUUGAUUGGCAAAGAAAAGCGGAGAUCAAUUAAUUUAUUGCCAAUCAACCGUACAAUCAAUAAUGAUAGCCACCAUCGCAGUAUCAUUGUGCUUGGCAGGACUGGAGCUUCCGAUGUAAGUGGAUCUUUUAUCGUUGAAGGAAUGGUCGAUUACCUAAUGGACAACGUUGAGUUCGAAUCGAUGAAGCGUGUAUUUGACUUCUAUUUUGUUCCUGUUGCCAACAUCGAUGGUGUUAGGUAUGGCAACACUCUCACUAACCUUACCGGAAGCAAUCUCAACAAUAACUGGAAAACUCCCAACAGAUACUAUCAGGCCGAAAUAUUCAGUCUGAAAGAGUACCUGCAGGAAAUAAAUAAGGAAGCUCCGAUUUCUUUGAUCAUCAAUCUCACCGCUUAA
Molecule: messenger RNA, 603 nt
Organism: Nymphaea colorata (pocket water lily)
Lineage: Eukaryota; Viridiplantae; Streptophyta; Magnoliopsida; Nymphaeales; Nymphaeaceae
Exons: 1
Coding region: 1-603 (200 amino acids)
Biological process (GO): proteolysis; protein side chain deglutamylation
Molecular function (GO): metallocarboxypeptidase activity; zinc ion binding
Source: RefSeq, a predicted model, not a curated record